UACAACAUGGCUUCCUCCAUGUGGAAUAGGGUUAUUAGCUCGGGUUUUGGGAUUCUACACUCUUCUUUUUGGUUGUCGAAUCAGGCACUGAAUAGAUCUAAAGGUGUGGUGGAGCAGGUCAGAGGAUAUUAUGUGGACUGGAGGAUGUUGCGAGAUGUUAAGAGAAGGAAAAUGGCGCUUGAGUAUGCAGACGAAAGGCUACGCAUCAACGCUCUGAGGAAGAACACCAUCCUUCCAAAAGAGUUGCAGGAGAUGGCUGAUAAAGAGAUCGCAGCUCUGCCACGGGACAGCUGCCCAGUGCGCAUCCGCAACAGAUGCGUGUUGACGUCACGACCGCGGGGGGUUAAACGCAGGUGGCGCAUCAGUCGCAUCGUGUUCCGUCACCUGGCUGACCACAACCAGAUGUCCGGGAUCCAGCGUGCCAUGUGGUGACUUGUCAUCAGAAAAUCACCUAUGGAUGAUCCUGGACUCAUGGCAGUUUAUUUCACAG
Messenger RNA from Megalops cyprinoides (Indo-Pacific tarpon), 490 nucleotides. RefSeq names its product mitochondrial ribosomal protein S14 (gene mrps14). The transcript has 3 exons. Gene Ontology annotation, biological process: translation. Gene Ontology annotation, molecular function: structural constituent of ribosome. The record is from RefSeq and is a predicted model, not a curated record. Lineage: Eukaryota; Metazoa; Chordata; Actinopteri; Elopiformes; Megalopidae. Gene Ontology annotation, cellular component: ribosome; mitochondrial small ribosomal subunit. The coding region runs from base 7 to 432 and encodes 141 amino acids.